UCUACCUACCAACAUCAGAAAUGCCAAUAUCGUUCUCCGUGGUAUUGUAAUGUGUCGUAUUUCUUGUAUAAUCAUUUUAUUUUGAAUACGAAAACAUUUUUCCACACCGUACUAGCUAGUAGACAUAAUGUUAAAAAGAGGAUUUCCGUUUUUCGGGCUCGGAGAUUUUUAAAACGGUUGUGAUGCCACUGACGAAGAAAAUUAAAAACAUAAUCUACAAAAAAUGGUAGAUGAUGAGGAAGUAACAUCGUUUGAUGUUUCGAAUUCAAGUGAAAAUGAUAUUGUAUUUAUUGAACAAUUUGUGCAAGAUGUCAUAGGCUUUAGUUCUCAGUAUGGUAGUGAUGUUAGCAUAUCGUAUACAGCAUACAACAUUACUGGAAAACCUAGUAAAUUUCCAGAUUAUGGGGACUUCCCACAAGCAUUUGUUAUGAGAACGUAUGGAAAAUGGUGGAACAAGGCACCAUCAGGAACACCCCCUUUUAUGUCGCAGUCACUAGGAAAAAUUACUAGCCAAGAUUUUAUAGACUUGCUGUUUGAGGAAGCUGUAUACCCCUUCAGAGUAAGCGUGUAUGAGACAAACAGUCACAGUAUAUUUAUUACAUUAGAACCUGAGUUGUGCAUGUCUGUAUUAUAUACAUGUUGCUGUCAAUGCUUGAGGUUGAAGAAGUGGUAG
Molecule: messenger RNA, 673 nt
Organism: Zootermopsis nevadensis
Lineage: Eukaryota; Metazoa; Arthropoda; Insecta; Blattodea; Termopsidae
Source: RefSeq, a predicted model, not a curated record